AUGGCUGGUGAGCUCCUGAUUGUGGUAAAGAAUACAUUUAUCGAUAUUGAGCCGGAGGAGAAGUCGCUGCGGUGGAAUCGCUCUUGGUCUUGUGGCGACCAGCGGCUGCCCAUUGACCAGACUUUUGCUUCAUCGACUCUGUGCGCACCUUUCGGAAGGGAUGAAUGCUCUCCUGACCUGGAGGGCCUGGAGGGCACCGAGGGCGCAAGCCUAGGAGGUUCGGUUGAACAGACCGACACCCCAGGCAGUGCAGAUGAAGCUCAAGAGAACCCGACAGUGGGUGCUACCUUGAGUUUGGCAAAACACAACUCAGGGGAGUGUAGCCCAUGUGUGUUUUUUGCCAGCAUGUAUGGAUGUAAUUCGAUGACUUGUGAGUUUUGCCAUUUGAGCCAUCGUGACGCCGGCAAGCGUCCACGGCCGCGCAAGCAAGCUCGAGAUACUUACAAGGAGAUGCUACGAGGUAUUUUUGAGAAGAAACAGGACCCAGAAUCGCGGCGAAAGGCGCUGCAAGCCUUGGCGGCUGAGGACACCUACGUGCGUGCAUUGAUCAUUGGACAACUCGAUGCCGAGAGCACCUGCCCGGACGGAGCCGUGAGCCGUGCACCGGUGGAUGUUCAGCGAAUGCAUGGCUAUGAAGAUCUGAAGAAUGUCACAGAAUACUUUGCAGCUCCAAGGGGCAGUCCUGUCGGUGCUCGGACCACGCGGAACUUUGAAGACACAAAGAAGCACAUGUCGCGUGGUCUAGACCGAGACGCACGCCGCAAAGAGAAGUGCAAGCAAGAGAUGGCCGUGAUUGAUGCUCAGAUCGAAAAGGGCAUGCGCGAUGGAGAGAGCCUAACCUUCCCCCGCAUGACGGAUCAGAGGCCAGGCACAAUCCCUGGUGCAAUGAUCCUGACGCUGAAGGUGGCCAAGCACGAGAGGUUUGAACGGCGAGGAGAUGACCUCCACAUGAAGACCAAGGUGACGCUCCGAGAGUCUUUGUUGGGAUGGACCAAGACCAUCAGACACAUGGACGGCCAUACCAUUGAGAUCGGCACUGACAGCGUGACCAAGCCGUUUCAAGUCAUCAAGGUCAAGGGCGAGGGCAUGCCACUACGGGAUGCAGCGCACUUAUUCGCAGCUUUUUCAGUUCAGCUGACCAGACGUGGGACUGACCAGUCCAAUUUGACACGGUCCUAA
Molecule: messenger RNA, 1179 nt
Organism: Durusdinium trenchii
Lineage: Eukaryota; Dinophyceae; Suessiales; Symbiodiniaceae
Source: the annotation of a GenBank genome assembly